UGGAUAGAGAUGAUCAGACUGGAGACCUGCAGCAGGAUUCUCCUCAACCAAUGAAUGAUGAACUACAGAGAGUCAAAGACAGACACAAAACCAGCAUGAAGAACAAGUAUGAGAGAUUAUUUGAGGGAAACAAACUCCAAGAGAAUGAAACCCUCCUGAACAGGAUCUACACACAGCUCUACAUCAUAGAGGGAGAGAGUGAAGGAGUGAAUGAAGAACAUGAGGUUUUACAGAUGGAGAAAACCGCUAGAACACAACACUCACAAGACACUCCAAUCUAUUGCAAUGACAUCUUUAAAGCCUCACCUGAACCAGAAUGUAAGGAGAAAUAUCAAAUCAAGACUGUUCUUACUAAAGGAAUCGCUGGAAUCGGAAAAACCAUCUCUGUGCAGAAGUUCAUUCUGGACUGGGCAGAGGGAAAAGCCAAUCAGGAUGUAGAUUUUAUGUUUGUGCUUCCAUUUCGAGAGCUGAACUUGAUCCGAGAUCAUCAGUACAGUCUUCACAGACUUCUGCUGGACUUUCAUCCUGAACUUCAAGAUCUGGACUCAAAGGUUUAUGAGGAGUGUAAAGUUGUGUUCAUCUUUGAUGGUCUGGAUGAAAGCAGAAUGACACUGAUGUUUUCAGACGAUGAGAAAGUUUCUGAUGUGACUGAGACUUCAUCAGUGGGUGUGUUGAUGUCAAAGCUCAUGAAAACAAAACUGCUUGUUUCAGAUGCUCAGGAAGUUUCUGAUGUGACUGAGACUUCAUCAGUGGGUGUGUUGAUGUCAAAUCUCAUGAAAGGAGAGCUACUUCCCUCUGCUCUCAUCUGGAUCACCUCCAGACCAGCAGCAGCCAAUCAGAUCCCCUCCAAAUACAUCAACCGUCUGACAGAGAUUCAGGGAUUCAAUGAUCCUCAAAAGGAGGAAUAUUUCAGGAAGAGAAUCAGUGAUGAGGAUCAAGCCAGCAGAAUCAUUUCACACAUCAGAAGAGCAAGAAGCCUCCACAUCAUGUGCCACAUACCCGUCUUCUGCUGGAUCUCAUCCACUGUGCUUCAGAAGCUCCUGAAAGAAGAUCUGAGUGCAGAAAUCCCUCAAACUCUGACUGAAAUGUACAUUUACUUCCUGCUGAUUCAGAUCAACAUGAGGAAUCAGAAGUAUGAAGAGAGAAAUCCAGAGAAACUCCUGCAGUCCAACAGAGAAGUGAUUUUGAAACUUGCUGAAGUGGCUUUCAAACAGCUGAUGAAGGGCAAUGUGAUGUUCUAUGAGGAGGACCUGAAAGAGAGUAGCAUAGACGUCACUAAUGCCUCAGUGUAUUCUGGGAUUUGCACUGAGAUCUUUAAGGAGGAAUCUGUGAUUCAUCAGAGGAAAGUCUACAGCUUCAUUCAUCUGAGCGUUCAGGAGUUUCUUGCUGCUUUCUAUGUGUUUUACUGCUAUCUAACAAAGAAGGAGGAAGCACUGCAGUUUUUUCAGUAUAGAUUCAGAAGUUUCAGAUAUUAUGAAGACUCUCUGUAUGAGUUACUUACAUCAGCAGUAAAUAAAGCCCUUGAGAGUAAGAAUGGACAGCUGGAUCUGUUCCUGCGGUUCCUGCUGGGAGUCUCACUGGAGUCCAAUCAGAGACUUUUACAGGAUCUACUGAGAUACAGAGAGAAAAGCUCAGAAAGCAUCAGGAAAAUCACACAGUACAUUCAAGAGAAGAUCAAAGAUGGAUAUGGACUCUGCACUGAAAGAUCAAUCAAUCUGUUUCUCUGUCUGCUGGAAGUGAAAGAUCUGACUCUGUCCAGUGAGAUUCAGGAGUUUGUGAAAUCAGACAAACACUCAGAGAAGAAACUCUCUCCUGCUCACUGCUCAACAAUCGCCUACAUGAUUCAGAUGUCAGAGGAGCCGCUGGAUGAGCUGAACCCCAAGAAAUACAACACAUUAGAUGAGGGUAGAAGAAGACUGAUACCAGCUGUGAUCAACUGCAGAAAAGCUCUUCUUUCUGGAUGUAAUCUCACUGGUCAGUGUUGUGAGAGUUUGUCAUUAGCACUACAGUCCUCAAACUGUGUCCUGAGAGAGCUGGACCUGAGUAAUAAUGACCUGCAGGAUUCAGCAGUGAAGCUGCUCUCUGAUGGACUGAAGAGUUCAAACUGUCAGCUCCAGAUACUGAGACUUGCUGGCUGUAAUCUCACUGUUCUUUGCUGUGGGAGUUUAUCAUCAGCUCUUCAAUCCUCAAACUGUGUCCUGAGAGAGCUGGACCUGAGUAAAGAUGACCUACAGGAUUCAGGAGUGAAGCUACUCUCUGAUGGACUGAAGAAAAACUGUCAACUGCAGAUACUGAGUCUUGCUGGCUGUAAUCUCACUGUUCAGUGUUGUGAGAGUUUGUCAUCAGCUCUUCAAUCCUGUGUCUUGAGAGAGCUGAACCUGAGUAACAAUGACCUGCAGGAUUCAGGAGUGAAGCUGCUCUCGGAUGGACUAAAGAGUCCGAACUGUCAGCUGCAGAUACUGAGGUUGUCUGGCUGUAUGGUGACAGAGGAAGGCUGUGGUUUUGUGUCUUCAGCUCUGAGUUCAAACCCCUCACACCUGAGAGAGCUGGAUCUGAGCUACAAUCACUCAGGAUAUUCAGGAGUCAAACUGCUCUUGGAUAAAGUGAAGGAUCCAAACUGCUCACUGCAGAUAAUCAAUGUGGAUCAUGGAUUAGCAAUUAGGAUCACAGCAGGACCACGAAAGUAUGCCUGUGAUCUCACACUGGAUCCAAACACAGCAAACACUCGUCUCAUUCUGUCUGAGGAGAACAGGAAGGUGACUUGUGUAGAAGAGCAUCAGUCGUAUCCUGAUCAUCCAGAGAGAUUUGAUGUGUAUCAUCAGGUUCUGUGUGGAGAGAGUCUGACUGAAUGUUGUUACUGGGAGGCUGAAUGGAGCGGAUGUGUUGAAAUAUCUGUGACAUAUAAAGAAAUUAGCAGGAAAGGACGGAGUGAUGACUGUGUGUUUGGAUACAAUGACAAAUCCUGGAGUCUGUACUGCUCUGAUAACAGAAUCACUGUCCGUCACAAUAAUAACAUCACUGAAAUACCUGCCAUCCGUUCAUCCUCUAAUAGAGCAGGAGUGUAUGUGGACGUGUCGGCCGGCACUCUGUCCUUCUACAGUGUCUCUGACACACACACACUCACACACUUACACACAUUCAACACCACAUUCACUGAACCCCUCUGUGCUGGAUUUAGGGUUUAUAAUGAUUCUUCAGUGUCUCUGUGUCAGAUUAAAUAACACACACACACUUGUAAAUCCUCUUUCUAACAUCCACAUGGCUAUAGAGUCAUCAAAUCUCACAUAAUUACAUUUGUAUUAAUUCCUUUUUAAUUAAUGUUUUUCAUUAACAUCUAGAAAAAGUUAUAAAUCACCUGCUUUAAUAUGUAUAUUGUAGUGCUGUCAACGUUAACGCGUUAACGUAUGCGAUUAAUUCAAAAUCCUAAAUGCAUUAAAAUAUUUUAACGCAUAUUUAAUGCAAAAAAAUUAUGUAAGCAUGUGAAAUUGCGUCAUAUUGAAAUUCACGUCACGCAGUUAGAUGAUCUUAAAGUCCAUGAUGAUUAUAUCAGAGAUGGCAGAGAGAAUUAUUCAUUCCAGUGUCCAUUUCGCUUUAAAACUGAAACUCUCUGUCAUAUUCUGUCAUUGUAACUGAAGAGCGUGAGCCCUCCCAUUUGGCACACGCUUGCGCCGCAGUUCAUCCCAAAUUUGACGACGCAUUAAUAAAAGGGUUUGUUGAAAACAAUGUGCAAAACAGACAGACGGAUUUGGCUAAUGUAUGUUUCAGUCGAUGGAUGUGUAUUCUAGUUUCCCAAUACGUUACAACUGCGAUGAUCAAAAGAAUAUGGACAAAACAGUCUAAACAAAUGUUCAAUGAUGUACCGAAAGCUCUAUGCCCAGUCAUUUACAUCGUCAUCACCAGGGUGUUGAUAGCUCUCGAGUGCAUGUGAGACCUGAACAUGUCACGUUGCUAUCUUUGUUUAAAGUAAACUCAUUUAAACCAUGACGUGAAAGAGAGCUUGCGCACUCUGUGAGGAGAUUUGUGCAUGCGCUCAUCCGAAGUGCGUUCAUGGAGAACCACGUCAAAGCACGCAAAUUAUCUUUUAAGUCUUGCACCUAAACGGACAAAUUCUCAGAUAAAUUAUGUCAACAUGCCCAUCUUAGCGAGUAUCCUAACAAACAUAGUAGGUUAUGUCUUAAGAAAAACAGACAGCGCAUGUUUAUCAGGCUAACUUUUUUUCUCCUGCGUCCACACGAAACCACUGAAAUGACUCUUGACUGAAUAGCUUUUGUAAUUUCAUGUUUCAUGUUUAUUUAAUUUGAUGUGAGUUGUUGUUAGUUUGUAUGCAGUUAUUUUAUAUUUGAUUACUUUGUUCAAUUUCUGUAUCUGAAAACUAUUGUUAGAUAGUUGAAAAACCUGUAAAGCAUUGUUGAUUUGUUUUUUUGU
Messenger RNA from Megalobrama amblycephala (Wuchang bream), 4425 nucleotides. RefSeq names its product NACHT, LRR and PYD domains-containing protein 3-like. The record is from RefSeq and is a predicted model, not a curated record. Bases 51 to 3221 code for a protein of 1056 amino acids. Gene Ontology annotation, molecular function: protein binding. Lineage: Eukaryota; Metazoa; Chordata; Actinopteri; Cypriniformes; Xenocyprididae. The transcript has 7 exons.